Molecule: messenger RNA, 3244 nt
Organism: Pygocentrus nattereri (red-bellied piranha)
Lineage: Eukaryota; Metazoa; Chordata; Actinopteri; Characiformes; Serrasalmidae
Gene: ppp2r1ba
Product: protein phosphatase 2, regulatory subunit A, beta a
Exons: 15
Coding region: 80-1849 (589 amino acids)
Biological process (GO): protein dephosphorylation
Cellular component (GO): protein phosphatase type 2A complex; cytoplasm
Molecular function (GO): protein phosphatase regulator activity; protein binding
Source: RefSeq, a predicted model, not a curated record
CCCCGCCGCUCGUCUCCGGGCUGAAGUGCUGAACUGCCCCUCUGCGGAAACCCCGCAGCAGCCAGCAGCCUGAGACAAGAUGGCAGGAGCCGAUGGUGAUGAUUCUCUCUACCCUAUUGCGGUGCUUAUCGACGAAUUGAGGAAUGAAGACGUUCAGUUGCGACUGAACAGCAUCAAGAAGCUUUCCACUAUAGCCCUGGCGUUGGGAGUGGAGAGGACACGCACAGAGCUUCUCCCUUUCCUAACAGAUACCAUCUAUGAUGAGGAUGAAGUGCUUCUCGCCCUUGCUGAACAGCUGGGUAACUUUACGAUGCUGGUUGGAGGACCAGAAUAUGUGCACUGUCUCCUUCCACCCUUGGAGAGCUUGGCUACAGUGGAGGAGACAGUUGUGCGGGACAAGGCAGUGGAGUCUUUGCGCAAGAUCUCCCAUGAGCACUCGCCUGUGGACCUAGAAGUGCACUUUGAGCCGCUGGUGAAGCGUCUGGCCAGUGGCGACUGGUUCACCUCCCGUACCUCAGCUUGUGGCCUCUUCAGUGUCUGCUAUCCACGUGUCUCCAGCACUGUCAAAGCUGAGAUUCGCCAGCAUUUCCGUAACCUGUGCUCUGAUGACACGCCAAUGGUGCGCCGUGCUGCUGCUUCCAAGCUGGGCGAGUUUGCCAAAGUCUUGGAGUUGGAAUACGUCAAAAGUGACAUUAUCUCUCUCUUUACUGCACUGGCCUCUGACGAACAGGACUCUGUGCGUCUCUUGGCCGUGGAGGCGUGUGUGAGCAUCGCCACAUUGCUGCCUCAGGAGGACCUGGAGACUCUGGUCAUGCCAACCCUGCGCCAGGCAGCUGAAGACAAGUCCUGGAGGGUGCGGUACAUGGUGGCAGACAAGUUUUCUGAGUUACAAAAGGCAGUUGGCCCAGAAAUUACUAAGAAUGACCUUGUGCCAGCCUUCCAGAACCUGCUCAAAGACUGUGAGGCUGAGGUGCGGGCUGCAGCUGCUAAUAAAGUCAAAGAAUUCUGCGAGAAUUUACCGGAAGACAGCCGAGAGACAAUCAUCAUGACUCACAUUCUGCCCUGCGUCAAGGAACUGGUUUCAGACACCAAUCAGCAUGUCAAAUCGGCGCUAGCCUCAGUGAUUAUGGGUUUGUCGACCAUCCUGGGCAAAGACAACACCAUCGAGCACUUGCUGCCUCUCUUCCUGGCCCAGCUCAAGGAUGAGUGUCCAGAGGUGCGUCUGAACAUAAUCUCUAAUCUAGACUGUGUGAACGAAGUAAUCGGCAUCCGGCAGCUCUCCCAGUCCCUUCUCCCUGCUAUUGUGGAGCUGGCAGAAGAUGCCAAGUGGAGGGUGCGGCUAGCUAUCAUAGAGUACAUGCCGCUUCUUGCUGGCCAACUGGGAGUGGAGUUCUUUGAUGAGAAACUGAAUUCCCUGUGCAUGGCAUGGCUCGUCGACCAUGUAUAUGCCAUAAGAGAGGCAGCCACGUGUAAUCUGACAAAGCUGGUGGAGAAGUUUGGAGCUGAAUGGGCUCAGAACACCAUUGUGCCCAAAGUGCUGGGCAUGGCCAACGACCCGAACUACCUGCACCGGAUGACCACUCUCUUCUGCAUCAAUGCCUUGUCAGAAGCGUGUGGCCAGGAGAUCACCACCAAACACAUGCUCCCCGUUGUCCUGAAGAUGUCCAAUGACCAGGUGGCCAACGUGCGCUUCAAUGUAGCCAAGUCUCUUCAGAAGAUCGGUCCCGUUCUGGACAGCAACUGUCUCCAGACUGAGGUGAAACCAGUGCUGGAGAAGCUAGCUGCAGACCAAGACAUAGACGUCAAAUACUUUGCGCAGGAGGCCAUAAGUGUUCUUGCCCUGGCCUAAUGGAGCCACUGCUGAAUCCUUUUCCAUGUCAAGCUGACCUGCAUCAUACUGAUUGUCCUCCAGGAUCAUUCAUUAGACUGUUAUUGGAGAGGAAACUUCUUAAGUUUGUGUCUCUUGUAUAUACAAGCCUUGGAGAACAUCUCAGCUGUCCUCAGUAUUUGGUUUGAGUUUUCUCUCUCUCUCUGUCUCUCUCUGUCUCUCUCUGUCUCUCUCUCUCUCUCUCUCUCUCUCUCUCUCUCUCUCUCUCUCUCUCUCUCUCUCUCUCUCUCUCUCUCUCUCUCUCUCUCUCUCUCUCUCUCUCUCUCUCUCUCUCUCUCUCUCUCUCUCUCUCUCUCUCUCUCUCUUUCUUUCUCAGCCUUGAAUGAUCCUGAAUGUCUCACCCUUUAUUCUAAGAAGAGUUAUGGGAGCUAACAUCAGCUUGGCCCACACAUACAACUUUCCUCCCAUCCUACACUAUCUUUACAUUGUAGUAGCUCACAUCUCUUCACUUGCUAACCCCCUCAUGGGCAGCACUUUUAGAUGUAGACAUACUAUUUAAUAAACUGUUGUGAAGAUUAAGUUUUCAGACUAUGAACGUUUUAGGGGGGCGUGAUUAUGAUGAUGAUGAUCUAGAGGCCCCAGAUAUAACUCUAUAUUCUUUGUAAUUUCUGCGUGCUAUGAACAGAAGCUUAUGGGCUAUUGAUACUGAUUCAGAGCUUGCAUGGCUUGUUUUGAGUCUUGCACCUGCACCAUGCAUGUGGAUGUCCAGACUGAUAGAACUGCUGUUAGUUCAUAGCGUUUAGCCUGUGCAUUCCAUCUGUCUUAAAUGGCUGUGAAUACAUUCAAGAACAGGUUCUUCAAAACAUUGGCUGCAGUAUUUCCACACCAUGCUGUUUUGCUGUCCUAGUGUAGCUCUCCAUUAGGACUCGAAAUCGAAUGGUUAUGUACUAAAAGGGACCACCGCGAAUCAGAUCUUCCUCUAGUAACAGUGAUAACCCGGGGGAAGCGUCUGCGGCUCCUUUCUUUCUGGACAUUCUCCGCCAUCUGCCGUUCUGCCAUUAACCAACAUAGAACCCUCCUCUCUCCUGCCUCUUUGUGUUUAUAUUUUUGUUUAUACUGAACAGAUCUGUGUAAUGCUUUUACUCUUAGGCUUCUGCAUGAACUCCACAGCUGUAGGUAGAGCCUGGGAAAGUUAGGAAUCAGUCCAAUCCCAGGCAACAUGUUUCCCUUAUUAAUGCAUUUGCUUUGCCAGUGAUGCCUACUUGUCCUCCGCUUCAGCAGCGCCAACCCCCCCCCCCCGUUUUUUUUUUUUUGUUGUUGUGGUUGUUGUCAAUGUGCUUUCUUUGGUUUUAUAUGAACGUGAACCCACACUACCCUCAGAUGGAGGGGAGAAUCAAUAAAGAACCUGACAAAACA